AAGCGGAGCGUGCUGUUCAGUCCAGCAGGCUGCGGCGACUUUAUCCAGCUGGUGACGCGACAUGGCCGAAGGCACACCAGUAGUAUCGUUCGACGUCUGCGGAGACAUUAUGACGACCCCGUCGCGAACCAGGACGCCGCAGACGCGCCGGGAGCUGGAGUCCCCCAAAGUGGCCUGGGACCUCUGCAACAGCUUCAUUAUCAGACUCUCUGCUGGCAUCGAUGCCGCCAUCGGCAGGAUCGACUACUACUUGGACAGAACGCGAAGGAACCUGGAAAAGUUGAAGGUCGCAGACGACUUCGCGGCGCUGUUCAGCGUGGACGCCUCGUUCCACACGGACUUCGAGGAUUACACGGAGAGCGUGCUGAAGGACGCGACCCGCGUGGCUCACGCGCGCGACUCUGUGCACGCGCUGCUCGCCUCAGAAGUGCAGUCGCGGGACGUGUCCAUGAAGACGGUCGCCACCUGCUUCUCGCCCUCGGGCGCCACGCAGCCGGCGAAGGAGUGCGUGCGCUGGCUGCGCCGCAACAACUCCGUCUGGCUCGAGCCGCCCUUCGCCUACGAUGCCAUGAAGAGCCUGUGGGACCCGGACGCUGACGGUGAGAGGAAGGCGUGGAAGCGCAGCCUGCGGACUAAAAGCCCUCUGGCAGACGUAGAGGACGGCUACGCCUCGGACUCUGCGCUGGAAUCGCGCUGGCGAGAGCGCCGCCCCCGCCAGUCCAGAGCGGCGCCAGCGUCCAGGAGUCGGUCUGCGGAGCCAGCGCCGCCCACCACCACCACCACCACCACCACCACCACCACCACCACCACCCCUACUACUACUGCUGGAGCUGGGGGCGCUCGGGCCGGCCCGCCCAUCUCGGCAGUCCAGGGGGCCGAAGGCGGCGGCGGUCUCAGGCGGCGGCUGCUGGGCCGCCGUGUCACGUUCGCUUCUGACGUAAGCAGCGUCUCAGUGGAAGGGACUGAGGAUGGGAGUGGAGCCCGAAACAGUCAUAACAGCGAGACCAGGACCGAGAGGGAACUUCGACGAAUCAAAAGUCUGUACUAUCCGCUGGGUAUGCGGACCGCCAGCGGCGACGACGUGGCGGGCCUCCUGGCGCAGCUGUGGGCCCUGCACGCGGCCGUGUGGGACGCGCUGAACGCGCACGUCGGCCGCCUGGCGGUGCUCACGACCCGCAGCGAGCGGCGCGCGCGGCGCCUGGCGAGCCUCUGCCACCUGGCGCUGGCCGCCUGCCGCCGCCGCCUGCGGGCGCGCGGGGGCGACGCCGCCGCCUUCGGCAGGCUGCUGGCGCGCGCCGACCCCGGCAGCUGGUGGCGCCGGCGCAGCGACGCGACGCGCACCCUGGCGGCGCGGCUGGCCGCGUGGUGGCGCCGCGUCUUCUGGAGGCGGGCGCGCCGGGUCGAGCCCCACUCGCAGGUCACGCGCCUGCUGCCGCUGCAGUACUGA
Schistocerca gregaria is the source of this 1447-nucleotide messenger RNA. RefSeq lists its product as uncharacterized. The record is from RefSeq and is a predicted model, not a curated record. The transcript is spliced from 5 exons. The coding region runs from base 62 to 1447 and encodes 461 amino acids. NCBI's taxonomy places the organism in Eukaryota, Metazoa, Arthropoda, Insecta, Orthoptera, Acrididae.